Messenger RNA from Strigops habroptila (Kakapo), 3997 nucleotides. It is a transcript of the gene GNB1, whose product is annotated as G protein subunit beta 1. Gene Ontology annotation, cellular component: cytoplasm; heterotrimeric G-protein complex. The transcript is spliced from 12 exons. The record is from RefSeq and is a predicted model, not a curated record. Lineage: Eukaryota; Metazoa; Chordata; Aves; Psittaciformes; Psittacidae. Gene Ontology annotation, molecular function: signaling receptor complex adaptor activity; protein binding. Gene Ontology annotation, biological process: G protein-coupled receptor signaling pathway. Bases 1206 to 2228 code for a protein of 340 amino acids.
UCCGAACCGAGGGUGAAUUUAAACCUCGUAUUUGUUGUUCCCCCAUGUAUCGCGGUGCUGCAUAUUUUUGUGUGCCCGUAGCAGCGAUAACGAAGAUCAUGGAGGGUGCUUGCCACAAUAGAAAAAUGGAGCUUUCUCCUCGGAAAUGUUGUUAAAAAUAUUAUUUCGAUUCCCAGCUUGUUAUUGAAAGGCUUUCACUAUUUUUUUUUUUUUCCAUACAGGGGAUAUUUAAGAUGUAGGAUUUUUAAUUCUACAGCUUUGCAGGAAAUGAAGAGGUGUAAAGUCUUAUAUGUAAAUAUGAAGGAAAAUCUUGUCUAGAAGAAAGUCAGAAUAAUAUAGAGGUCGUUGUAAGACAUCAAUUAUCAUUCCUGAAGAUGAACUGAAAUUCUAAUGAAUGUGAUGUUUCAUUAUUCUCCAACAAAGUCAUGGUUUGGGCUUGUUUUAAAUAAGCCAUCCUUUCUAGGAUGCCGACUGCCACGUUAUUAUGUAUUGUCUCCAUAGCAGAAAAUAGGAGGAAAGGGCUGUAAAUGUAAGACUUAAGUGAUUAUUGAAACAGCUUUUGGGGAUAGUUGGCUUAAGUUGGAGAGGUGAAUUAAGCCUGAAAAAUUAAACGUUUUGCUGCUGUAAAAUAUCCGCACCUAAUUGUGAGAGAUUUAUCCCCUGUUCUAAGCUGAUCUGCUUAAGGGAAGGAUGUGAAGACAAAAUGCUGUCGAUGUGGAUGUGAAAUACAUGUGAGAAAACAAAGACUAUACAUUAAUACCUAAAUUUGUUCCGAAUGUAAUGUAGUGGGGUUUAUUUUUUCCGUUGUGGGCUUUAGGAGAAGAGAAGGGGUGAUAAUAGCGUAGUUGUUUUGUUGGCUGUAGAUUAGCCAGGGUGUGUGUUUGAUUUUCUUUUUUUGCUGUGAAUGAAUGGAUCUUUCUGUGCCUGGGCCCAAUAGCUGCAACAAGAUGGCGUUUGCAGCAAGGCAGCUCUCAUUUUUCAACUCCUCCUCACCACAGCUUUGCCAAACUAGAUCUUAUUUCUGCCUGCUUAAUACCAUCAAAACGUUCAUGGCUUUUAUUAAGCCUCUUGCUGAAAAACAGUAGUUUAAACCUAGAGCACAGGUAUACAAAAACUGCUGGGGCUGCUUACUGUUGCUGGUUCUCUAUAGCCAGAUUUCUGGUUGUUUCAGAGGUGGCAGUGAGGCACACCUUUAGCACAGGAAAAUGAGUGAGCUUGACCAGUUACGCCAGGAGGCUGAGCAACUGAAAAACCAAAUCAGAGAUGCUAGGAAAGCAUGUGCGGAUGCCACCCUGGCUCAGAUCACAGCCAAUAUUGACCCAGUGGGGAGAAUUCAAAUGCGCACUAGAAGAACACUCCGGGGACACCUGGCUAAAAUUUAUGCAAUGCACUGGGGGACUGAUUCCAGGCUUCUAGUUAGUGCCUCCCAGGAUGGUAAACUUAUAAUUUGGGACAGCUAUACUACAAACAAGGUGCAUGCCAUUCCCCUGCGUUCAUCUUGGGUCAUGACUUGUGCAUAUGCUCCUUCUGGAAAUUAUGUGGCUUGUGGUGGUCUUGAUAACAUCUGUUCCAUUUAUAACUUGAAAACUCGUGAAGGGAAUGUACGUGUCAGCCGUGAACUAGCUGGUCACACAGGAUACUUGUCGUGCUGUCGCUUCUUGGAUGAUAAUCAAAUUGUCACCAGCUCUGGCGACACUACUUGUGCUCUCUGGGACAUAGAAACUGGUCAGCAGACAACUACAUUUACUGGGCACACUGGAGAUGUCAUGAGUUUGUCUCUUGCUCCUGAUGCCCGGUGUUUUGUUUCUGGUGCCUGUGAUGCCUCUGCCAAACUGUGGGAUGUUAGAGAAGGAAUGUGUCGGCAAACCUUCACUGGCCACGAGUCGGACAUCAAUGCCAUCUGUUUCUUCCCAAAUGGCAAUGCAUUUGCCACAGGCUCAGAUGAUGCUACAUGCAGGCUUUUUGAUCUUCGGGCUGAUCAGGAACUUAUGGUUUAUUCACACGAUAACAUCAUUUGUGGCAUCACCUCUGUAGCAUUUUCCAAGAGCGGACGUCUCCUCUUAGCUGGUUAUGAUGACUUCAACUGCAAUGUCUGGGACACGCUGAAAGCUGAUAGAGCAGGUGUCCUUGCUGGUCAUGAUAACCGUGUCAGUUGCUUAGGUGUGACUGAUGAUGGUAUGGCAGUGGCAACAGGAUCAUGGGACAGCUUCCUCAAGAUCUGGAACUGAAGUAGAGUGGUGGACUCCAUGACUGGAAGAAGUUUCCAACGGUUGAAAAUUAAAAAUGAUAGCAUAUCCAAUCCAACCAUACUAACUUGGACCCCCAUCCUCCCAACUUCAAAGGGCAAGGUCUUUUCCAUCUCCUGUUGCUGAAAUGAAGAGCACAAUUACCUUUCCAAGAAGAAUUUCUGUGUUGUAAGCAAAAUGAAGUUGUGCAUUCCUUCUGGGACCAUUUUUUUUUUUUUUUCUGUCUUGAGAAUUAAAAAAUGAAACACUAUCAUAAAAGCAUGACCAGAAAAUAAACUUGAGCAUAAUUGUGAAACAGUUAGCUUUCACUGUAGUUUCCAAGUUGAGGUUAAGGACUUUAUCUCGCACACCUGCAAAUUUUAAAGUCAUGUUUGUAGCAGGAUUUUUUUCAAGUUUCCUUUUUAAAUACAUUUCUUUAUGUAUUUAAUUGAGCAAACCAAGGGAGUCCUAGCCCAGAGCAUCUGGGGGUUGUUAACGCUGUAAAUUUAGUCCCUAAUUUUUUUAUUUUCUAGUAUCACAGAUAAUUGUUGCACAAAACUUGGCAUAUAUAGGAUAAUGUUAAGCAGUAAGGUAACCAAGCACAUGCUGUAAAAGGUAAUGAAUGCUUGUUUAAAGAAUCCUUUCACCUUUUAUGGAUAACAAAUGCAAUUCUUGGUCCCUCCUGCCCCCCCCUCCCCUCCCCUCCCCCCCGUUCCUCCCCUUUUUCAUCACAUUUUUUUUUUUUUUUUAAUCUCUUUUGGUUUUGUCCACUUGAAAGGGCAGUUUAUAUAUCCUUAACACUAUCCUAUAAGUCUCAUCAACCAGGAAUCUCUGUUUUCAAAAGAGACCUAUCCUACACUUGGGUAUUGAGUCAAUUCUUUGUGUAUGAAAUGAUGUACAAAUCAAUGUUUUGAAAAUAAUGAUCUUGAACUUUCUAAGUUAAACAAAAAAAAAAAAAACCUUUUUUGAUUGUUUGCCAUAUUGGGUGGGUUUACUCUUAGAAUCGCAUGCUGUAGAAAUGCUAAAAAGUGCAUAUUGGACUAAGUCCUUAGAUGUUUUUUCUUUGAAGAAAUAACCUGUUUAAAAACUGUAACCAUUGUCGCUGUAUUCAUUUAUUGUUGCUACUCUGUGCAUAAGUCUCUGAAGAACUCAAGUACAAGCUAUGCACGUUUUGGAGUAGCCUGAUAAGUCACUUCCCCCUCCCCCCCCCUUUUAGUUUUAAAGAAACAGCCUGUUCAAACAAUCGCUGUCAAAGAUUCUGGGGUGUGGGAGGAGGGAACUUAGACCAUCUUCUUUAUAAAUCAGAUCCUUACAGCCAGUUCCUCUUGUAGGAUGAGUCCUUUGCAUCUGAUCAGAGUCAUUUUUGUAAUGAGCAGGUUUUCCUGGCUUUCUUUUCAAAUAAAAUGUUAAAAGCAGCAGUGUUUGGACAGCAGAUUGUUCUGUUAAACUUUCCUAUCUUCUCACUGUAUCCAGAAAUGCUCCUUCCUAGCAGCAGUAGUAGCUUUUCUCGAUUUUGUUUUUUCUGCAACAUUCUGUACAAAAAUGUGCUGUAAUUGUGCGUUAGGCCUGGAUUUGGCAUAAAAGAUGAAUUCCCUCUUACUCUCUUUCAUGAAACUACUCUGUAGAGCUUUCUCCACGCCCUGUAUCCCUCUUCACCUUUUGUAUUUAAUUUUAAAGUCAGUGUACUUCAAGAAAGCUGGAUGCAAGAUAGAUACUAUAUUAAAAUGUAAUGUUAUUUAAGAUGUAAUAAAGCAGUUUGACAUGAGUUUUGA